UUGAUAACUUCAACACUGAGUAUAAUGCAGACUUUGUGACUGUGAUGACUGGUAGCUUUGAUGAAAGCAGGGCAAUGAUUGUUGACCGUAUAUCUGGAAAUAUCGGGAAAAAGACGUUCCGUAGCUACAACAAUAAAAUCUUCGUCAAAUUUUUCUCGGACUCCACUGUCAGCAACACUGGCUCAAUGACUGGCUUUACCGGAACAUACGGUGCCUUGAAAGAUGAUUCAGGUCAAAAAGUAAAUUUAGUGGCUCAGGAUAACCCAAAAGAGUAUAAUAUUAAAACAUUUGAUGUUGAAAACACCAACACCUUCCUCGGACAAAGAGAUUAUAUAAUUGUCAUAAGUACUGAAAAUAACUUUCAGUUCGGUCAAAUGAUUACGUUAGAGAUUCUGGACCUCAAGCUAAGUGAUGGUGACACGGUUAUGUUCUUUGAUGAUGAAACUCCACGAGAUAAUAUUCUGCUGUCUACAAGUUGUAACGACGAGGAACUUUGUCAAAACAACAAAGUGAUUUACUCGACAGAUAAAAAAUUGUCCAUUCUUCUGAGAACAAACAAAAUGGUCAAUAAAGAUAUGGCUUUCAGGUUCCGGUACAGACAAGGAUGUUAUUAUGAGACAACUGAUGUUUGGGGAACAAUUUACUCACCUGGGUAUACUGGAAAUAUUAACUAUCCAAGCUCUGUAAGCUGUGAGUGGAAAAUUACUACAAAUGUACCAGUUACAUUAUAUUUUGACAGCAAUUCUAGACUACAGUCCAACGACUACAACCGGGACGUAAAUGGUGACUUCUUAAAGAUAUAUGAAAAUGGGCAAAUGUACGAAGGAUCACCAAGCAGAGGAUAUGCAACUAAUGAAUUUGCUGGUCAAGUCUUCAAUUUAGAUAGCGGUGUAACCACAAUUCACCUGGAUUCAUCUGUCACUAGAUCAGAAAAAGGAUUUAAAGCAACUUGGUCUCCAGCUUGUCCUGACCCUAAUUAUGAUGAAAAUACGAUUGUGAAUCCAUCGCCACUAAACAGAAACUACCGAGCUGUCACUUCUGUCUCGUGUAAACUGGGGUACGCUUUUCAGCAGGAACAGAUAUCUGCGGGACAAACAUCGUUAAAUAUUGAAUGUGGGUACAAAGGUGUAUGGAAGAAUUACAGACAAGUUCCAAGAUGUACACCAAGAUACUGUGGAGAUGUUCCAGUCAGCACUAACAGUUAUAUAGUGUCAUCAACGGGGACAGUGUAUGGAAGUAAGGUUACUUAUGAAUGCAAUCCUGGUACAGUUGCUAGUGGCAACUUGGAAAUAACAUGUAGAUCAGAUGGUUCCUGGGAAAGUCCUCCUAUUUGUAGAGCCGGAGGUUGUCCAAGUAGCAUUGUUAGUGCAACAAUAUCGAAUGGGCAAGGUGAACGUAAAUUUGGAGAUGGAACAUCAAUUGGUACAAUAUAUGAGUACACAUGUAAUGCUGGUUAUGAGUUUGUAGGGCAACCAUAUGUUAUAUGUAAGGAUGAUGCCACUUGGUCUCAGAAUGGUGCACCCACAUGCAGAC
Messenger RNA from Ruditapes philippinarum (Manila clam), 1533 nucleotides. RefSeq names its product CUB and sushi domain-containing protein 3-like. The record is from RefSeq and is a predicted model, not a curated record. NCBI's taxonomy places the organism in Eukaryota, Metazoa, Mollusca, Bivalvia, Venerida, Veneridae. The annotation marks the transcript as partial. The transcript is spliced from 8 exons.